Messenger RNA from Colletotrichum spaethianum, 2421 nucleotides. Its product is annotated as cutinase transcription factor 1 alpha. Lineage: Eukaryota; Fungi; Ascomycota; Sordariomycetes; Glomerellales; Glomerellaceae. The transcript has 2 exons. Gene Ontology annotation, molecular function: DNA binding; zinc ion binding. Gene Ontology annotation, biological process: DNA-templated transcription. The coding region runs from base 1 to 2421 and encodes 806 amino acids. The record is from RefSeq and is a predicted model, not a curated record.
AUGACCGCCGUCGUUGUCGUCGGUUUCAAAUGGCAUGUGCGAUGCGACGCCGCGAGUCUAGGCGUGCCUUGCACGAAUUGCGUCGCCUUCCAGAUCGAGUGCCGCAUCCCUACCCCUAAGCGCAAGAAGACGACAAAUGCCGGAACGAAUAAGGACUCGGACAGGUCUGCCUCAGAUUCGCCAUUCCCGCAUACCCCCAACACUGGGCUAACUGAGGUGCGCUCCAGCGAGAAAGGAGAUACUGCCGAUGACCGUUCACCGAGAGCCCCUAGUAUCUCUGCUCCAGGCCCUGGGACAUUUCCGCCGCGAACACCUGCUGUCUAUCACACCACAGAUGGUACGCCGUCGUCCAACUACACCGAGUCGCAAGCCCGAAAGGAGGAGGUUGACAGUGGCACCUAUCUCAACCUAGUGAUGAAACCAAAGUUUACGAGGGCUCCCAUUACAGAUGCCGGCAGAGUCGCAUAUCUCGGAGAAUCUUCUAACCUGACACUACUUGUUCACGAUCGCCAAGGCUCGUCGGAUGUCGUCCACUAUCCUUUGCCCGAAAACGUCAGGGGAUCGAGAGCCCGCCUAACCGAGCUGGACAACGUCGAAAUCGACAUUCUGCACCAGCGCGGCGCCUUUCUUCUACCACCGAGGUCACUAUGCGACGAACUCAUCGAUUCGUACUUCAAAUGGAUUCAUCCCAUCGUUCCCGUCAUCAACCGCACCCGUUUCAUGCGACAAUAUCGCGAUCCCAAAAACCCGCCCUCCCUUUUGCUGCUGCAGGCUGUGCUGCUGGCCGGUUCCCGAGUCUGCACGAACCCACAGUUGAUGGACGCCAAUGGUUCAACGACCCCUGCGGCUCUGACCUUCUAUAAAAGAGCCAAGGCAUUGUACGACGCCAACUACGAGGACGAUCGAGUGACCAUCGUGCAGUCACUGUUGCUGAUGGGCUGGUAUUGGGAAGGGCCGGAAGAUGUCACCAAGAACGUGUUCUACUGGAGCCGAGUCGCUACCAUCGUCGCUCAGGGUUCUGGUAUGCAUAGAAGCGUUGAACAAUCGCAGCUCAGUCGCUCCGACAAGAGGCUUUGGAAGAGAAUCUGGUGGACUCUGUUCACGCGAGAUAGGUCCGUUGCCGUAGCUCUUGGCCGGCCGGUACACAUCAACCUCGACGACUCGGAUGUCGAAAUGCUUACCGAGGAUGACUUCAUCGAGGAUGACGGCGACCGCAACAGCGAGUACCCUCCAGAUCCGAUACACGUUCAGUUUUUCAUGCAAUAUGUCAAACUCUGCGAGAUCAUGGGCUUGGUGCUCUCUCAACAGUACUCGGUGGCCUCGAAAGGCCGACAGCGCAACGCGAUUGAUUUGACGCAUAGCGAUAUGGCUCUGGCAGACUGGCUACAAAACUGUCCCAAGAUUGUGUACUGGGAGGUUGCUCGGCAUCACUUUUGGUCUGCCUUGCUUCACUCCAACUACUACACAACCUUGUGUCUUUUACACAGGGCGCACAUGCCGCCCAACGGCGGAAGCAGGUUCCCUGACGAUUCUCCAUACCCAUCGCGGAACAUUGCGUUCCAGGCAGCAGCUAUGAUCACCUCCAUCAUAGAGAACCUGGCGGCCCACGGCGAACUGCGAUUCUGCCCUGCAUUUGUGGUGUACAGCUUGUUCUCUGCUCUAAUCAUGCAUGUGUAUCAAAUGCGGUCGCCUGUGCCGUCUAUCCAACAGGUGACCCAGGACAGAUUGCGGACUUGUAUGCAGGCCCUCAAGGAAGUUUCGCGGGUGUGGCUGGUGGGGAAGAUGGUGUACACCUUGUUUGAGUCCAUCAUAGGAAACAAGGUCCUCGAGGAGCGUUUGCAAAAAGCCGCAGGCAAGCGACACAGGAAAGCGCAACAGGCCAUGGCGCAGUUGGAGCAGCAUUCGCGUCCUCAGGAUGUGGCUAAGAGGAAGUACGAUGACAUGGCGAUCGAUUUUAGCGUCAACACUCCCACGCCUCAGGAGUCGUACGAACGGUCUCGUCCUCAGACGCCCAGCCACAUGAAGGGCGAUGGUAACCCCCAACCCAUGCCGCCGCCGGUAACCUCUCCUAACCCCAGGCAACACGAUACAUUCAUGGGCGGAACAUCUUCGCGGCCGCAGACCAGACCUGCAACCCCGUUCAACCCUUCUUUCUCAGUUCCCGCUACGCCACCAGAUUUAUACCUGGUAACCCGUAACUCGCCGAACAUAUCUCAGUCUCUGUGGGAGAAUUUCCAGCCCGACCAGUUGUUCCCUGAUAGUGCCAGCAUGCCGGCCUUCCCCCACAUGUCGCCUCCACCCGCAAACCAACCAGGCCUCGACGCAGGCCUCAUGGCGCACUUGCAAAAUCCCAAUAUGCAGAGUGGACUGCCAGCCCAGAACACUUCAUUCCAGCAAAGGGGCCCAGCAAGACGGGUUUAA